AUGGCGGCGACGAUUGACCUGGCACUAAAGAAGGCCUUCUCCGAGCUGCAGGUGAAGAUGAUUGACACCCAGCAGAAGGUGAAACUAGCUAAUCUGCAGAUCGAUCAGCUGACACGAGUCCACAAACACGCUAAGCUAACACACGCAGAGAUCAACACGCUGCCUGACAACACGAGACUCUACGAGGGAGUGGUACGCAUGUUCAUUGUGCAGACGAAAGAGGAAAUCAACAAUAAGCUGAUGGACAAACAGAAAAUGGCUGACAAGAAGAUCAAAGACUUACAGCAGAUAAAGGUGUACCUUGAACACAGCGUGAAAGAAGCUAAAGACAACAUCAGAGAGAUGCUUCUGUCCCGGAGAGCUCAGUGA
This is a messenger RNA of Limanda limanda (common dab), 369 nucleotides long. Its product is annotated as prefoldin subunit 1-like. The record is from RefSeq and is a predicted model, not a curated record. Lineage: Eukaryota; Metazoa; Chordata; Actinopteri; Pleuronectiformes; Pleuronectidae. The transcript has a single exon. The coding region runs from base 1 to 369 and encodes 122 amino acids. Gene Ontology annotation, molecular function: protein folding chaperone. Gene Ontology annotation, biological process: protein folding. Gene Ontology annotation, cellular component: cytoplasm; prefoldin complex.